Molecule: messenger RNA, 5988 nt
Organism: Dioszegia hungarica
Lineage: Eukaryota; Fungi; Basidiomycota; Tremellomycetes; Tremellales; Bulleribasidiaceae
Product: chitin synthase-domain-containing protein
Exons: 10
Coding region: 1-5988 (1995 amino acids)
Cellular component (GO): cell periphery; myosin complex; cell septum
Molecular function (GO): cytoskeletal motor activity; ATP binding; chitin synthase activity
Source: RefSeq, a predicted model, not a curated record
AUGUCUGCGCCACCAAAAAACAGCUCGUCUCGCUUCCAAGGCGUGAGCGAUCUAUCAGCUCUACCGUCAAUAGCGGAAGAUACCAUCCUGGCCACCCUACGCGAACGCUACCUCGCUUCCCAGCCCUACACCUCCAUAUCCUCCUCCGCCCUCGUCUCCGUCAAUCCCCACACCUACCUCCCGAUUAAUGGCGACUCGUCACUACAAGACUACGUGUCGGAAUACUACCAGUCCGCGGUGGACGACGCGACAUCGCGAGAUGCAACGCCCGUGGUCAAGGAGAAGCUGGGACCGCAUAUUUUUCGGCUGGCGCUUUCGAGCUACUACAACAUGAAGCGGACAGGGCAGGAUCAGAUACUAGUCCUGACUGGCGCGAUGGGUUCCGGCAAGACGGAAAUGAGGAGACUCGUCAUCAAGGCCAUUGCGGAAGUGGCCAUCGCUGCACCGGGGAAGAAGGGCUCCAAGCUAGGCGGGCAGAUCGCAAAUGCCCAAUACAUCUUGGAAUCCUUUGGAAACGCCCAUACCCUUACCAACGACAAUGCCUCCCGCUUCGGCAACUAUACCGAGCUUCAGUUCAACGAGCGAGGUCGUCUUGCCGGUCUCAAAGCUAUCGAGUACUACUUUGAGCGGUCUCGAGUUUCCCAAACCCCGGCGGUCGGCGAGCGCAAUUUCCACAUCUUCUACUACCUCGUCAGCGGCGUGCAAGGGGAGGAGCGGUCCUUCCUGAAACUCGGCAAGGUCGACGAUUACCGGUACCUCCAAUGCCGGGUUCGGCGGCAGGGGACGGAAGACCAGCAGCGCUUCGAGCAGCUCAAGCAGGCGUUCAAGCACGUCGGGCUGUCGCAGCGGCUCGUAGCGCAGGUCUGUCAGCUCCUCGCCACCAUCCUCCAUAUCGGCAAUCUCCACUUUACGGCGGAUGAUCGGUCGCAUGAGGGCGCCAGCGUCGUCAAUUAUGAGGUUCUAGCCACGGUCGCCGAGUUCCUCGGCGUCUCGCACGAAGCGCUCGCGGAGCUGUUCUCGUUCAAGACGUUGCUCUUGGGGAAGGAGGUUUGCACCACCUUCCUCGACGGCGAGCAGGCGGAAGGCGUGCGGGAUGAGCUCGCUCGGACACUCUACUCGCUCCUCUUUUCCUGGCUCAACGAGCACAUUAAUCAGAAGCUCUGCAAAGACUCCUUCUCCUCCUACGUUGCCCUCCUCGACCUCCCCGGACACCAGAACGCGUCCGUCCAAAUGGGCGCGAGCGUCAACUCGGUCGACCAAUUCUGCUUCAACUUUGCCAACGAAAAGGUUCACAACUGGCUGCUUCACCGUAUCCACGAGACGUCCCUCGAAGAGGCGUCCAAGGAGAAGCUGCCGGUCACGCGGUUGCCGUACUUUGACAACUCGGAGUGUCUACGGAUGAUGAGCGACUCCAAGGGCGGGCUCAUCCAUAUCAUGGAUAACGAGGCGAGGCGGAAGCGGUCCGAGUCGAGCAUGCUGGAGGCGAUGGGCAAGAGGCACGCGGGACAUGCGUCCUUUUCGGUCCAGGCGGAUAGGGGAUCGGGCGCGUUCACCAUCAACCAUUACGGCGGCUCGGUGUCCUAUUCGGCGGAGAAUUUCCUGGAGCGAAAUGCCAACGAGACUAGCUCGGACAUCUUGCGUCUCCUUCGGGGCAGCACGGCCAGCCACGUCUCGGAGGACCAGGGGUCCAACAACCCCUUUAUCAAAAGCCUCUUCUCGUCCAAGAGCAUCACGACGCAAGUUCACCCCCGGAACGACGAGACGAUCGUUGCGGUCCAGCAGCCGGUCCGGCCGAUGCGUGCCCCGUCCAUGCGCCGCAAGAAGAACUCCAAGCUCGCCGCAGUGGACGAGGAGAACAACGCUGGCGAUGACGGAGACGAAGUAGGCGGCGGGAACGAUGCCUCGGCGGGCGGGCACGAAAUGCAGUGCGUCGCAGGACAGCAUUGGCAAGCUCUCAAUUUGCUGCUCUCGAGCUUUGACCAGGCGCAACCCUGGUUCAUCUUUUGUCUACGCCCGAACGACUCGCAGCUCCCGGCGCAGGUCGAGAUCCGGUCGAUGAAGGCGCAAAUCAGGGCCAUGGGGUUGUCGGAGAUGGCUCAAAAGCUGCAAACCAGCUAUGAAGUCCGGAUGACCUAUGCCGAGGCGUGCGAGCGGUAUGGCGAGGAGCUGAGCGUGAGGGGGAUUCUGGAGGGGCCGAGCCAUGUUGAUCGGCUCAAGGAUUUGAAGCGGGUCUUGAGUUAUGAGGAUAAGGAUAUGGGUAUUGGCGCCAACCGAGUCUUCCUGUCACAUUUGGCUUUCCAUCGAUUUGAGGACCGUCUGCGGGCAGCAGAAGGCGACGAGCAGCGGAGACCGCGAGAGGAGGUGGAGAUGCUUGAAGGCCGGCUUCCGGACCCUUUCACUCCCUACCGAUCCAUCUCGCCCGCCUCCCCUGCAUUCGAGAAGGACCCUUACGACCGCGACGACUCUCAAAUUGCCCUCCCUCUCGUCUCCCACGCCCAGCCUCUCCGCCACCACGACAACUUCUCCGUCGACGACUUUGACGAGCGAAGAGAAUUCGCUCCUAGCGAGAUCUCGGGCAAAUUCGGCGAUGCCGCGUCCAACGUUGGGACCGAGGCGUAUGCUCCGUCGCGAAACAUGUUCCGGGACUUUGACACCAAGGAGAAGGAUGUGCUGGACACGGCGCCGCAAGAUGGAGAAGUGACGGAAACGUACAAGGAGUCCUCUGCCCGUCGGCGGUGGGUGGCCUUGUGCUGGAUCCUGACCUUCUGGGUCCCUGGACCGCUGCUGUCUUGGUGGGGAGGAAUGAAGCGGCCGGACGUGCGCCAAGCAUGGCGGGAAAAGCUGGCCAUCAACAUGAUCAUCUGGUUCAUCUGCGCUUGCACCAUCUUCGUGAUCGCCAUUCUCGGGCCGGUCAUCUGCCCUACCCAACACGUCUUCUCUUCCUCGGAACUCGCCGCCAAAUCCUACACCAACGACCCCAACAACGCCCUCGUCGCUGUCCGCGGAGAGGUGUUCGACCUGGUCUCCCUCGCCAAGACCCAUCUUACGGCGGUCCCGGUCGUCCCCGUCCGCCAGGUCAUGCAGUACGGCGGUCUCGACGCGUCCAACAUCUUCCCCGUCCAAGUCAGUGCCCUCUGCUCCGGUACGCGCGGCUCCCUCAGCCCCUACGUCACCCUCGAUACGACCAACACUACCGACCCUUACUCCAAAUACCACGACUUCCGGGCGUACACGACCGACCCCAGGCCAGACUGGUACCAGGAGCAAAUGAUCGUCAUGCGCUCCCGAUUCCGCAAGGGGUUCAUGGGGUACACCAAGAAGGACGUGCGGAACAUGGCGAGUUCGGGACGGGCGGUGGGGAUCUACCAGGACAAGGUGUACGAGUUGACAACAUACAUUCGGCAAAACGGCGGUGGGCUUCGCGCACCGGACGGCGUACAGCUCGGCGCGGACGAUACCCGGGAUCGGCAAUUCAUGUCGGACCAGGUAUUGCAGGUGUUCACCUACAAUUCUGGCCAGGACGUCACCCAGCUCUUUGACAACCUCGCUUCCAACAUCGGUCAGGACGUCGUCAAUUGGCAGCGGGACUGCCUCCGGAACCUCUUCAUCAUCGGCGAGCUCGAUACUCGCGACUCGCCACAAUGCCAGUUCUCCACCUACAUCCUCCUCGCGCUCUCCAUCGUCAUGGUCUCCAUCAUCGGAUUCAAAUUCAUCGCCGCCCUUCACUUUGGCUCGUCCCGUGCUCCGGAGAACCACGACAAGUUCAUCAUCUGCCAGGUUCCUUGCUAUACCGAAGGCGAGGAAUCUCUGCGGCGGACGAUCGACUCGGUUGUCAAGACCAAGUAUGACGACAAGCGAAAACUCCUCUUGAUCAUUUGCGAUGGCAAUAUCAAGGGGUACGGAAACGAAAAGGCCACUCCGGCCAUCGUGCUUGAUAUCCUCGGCGUUGACCCCAAUGCCGACCCCGAGCCGCUCUCUUUCCAGAGUCUCGGCGAGGGUGCCAAGCAGCACAAUAUGGGCAAGAUCUACGCGGGGCUGUACGAGUGCUCAGGUCAUGUUGUGCCCUACCUUGUCAUCGUCAAGGUGGGCAAGCCGACCGAGCGGCCCAAGCCGGGAAACAGAGGAAAGCGGGACUCGCAGAUGGUCGUCAUGCACUUCUUGAACAAGAUCCACUUCAACGCUCCGAUGAACCCCCUUGAGCUCGAGAUGUACCACCAAAUCAAGAACGUCAUCGGUGUCAACCCCAGCUUUUACGAAUACCUCUUCAUGGUCGAUGCGGACACUACGGUCCAGGAGCUUUCGCUAAACCGGCUCGUCUCGGCCAUGAUGCACGACAAAAAGGUCAUCGGUGUUUGCGGCGAGACCUCGUUGGCCAACUCCAAGCAGUCUAUCGUGACUAUGGCGCAGGUGUACGAGUACUUUAUCUCGCAUCAUCUCGCCAAGGCAUUCGAAUCACUCUUCGGGUCCAUCACCUGCCUUCCCGGUUGUUUCUCCAUGUACCGCCUUCGUACGCCCGACACCCAUAAACCCCUCUUCAUCUCCAACCAGAUCAUCCACGACUACUCGGAGAAUCGGGUCGACACGCUUCACCUGAAGAACCUGCUUCAUCUCGGAGAAGACCGGUACCUCACUACCCUUGUGCUCAAGCACUUCCCGGCGUACAAGACCAAGUUUGUACGGGAUGCGCAUGCCGAGACGGUUGCGCCAGACUCGGCGUCCGUGUUGCUCUCGCAGCGACGGCGGUGGAUCAAUUCGACGGUACAUAAUCUCGCGGAGCUGGUCUUCCUUGAUCAGCUUUGUGGGUUCUGCUGCUUCUCGAUGCGCUUCGUCGUCUUUAUCGACCUGCUAUCCACCGUCAUUGCCCCCGUCACCGUAGCCUACAUCGGAUACCUCCUGUACAUCGUCAUCGGCAAGGGCGGUACCAUCCCCAUUCUUUCCAUCGUCAUGCUCGCCGCCAUCUACGGUCUCCAGGCGCUGAUCUUCAUCUUCCGGAUGCGGUGGGACAUGAUUGCCUGGAUGAUCUUUUACAUUCUUGCCAUCCCCGUCUUCUCUUUCUUCCUUCCGCUGUACUCGUUCUGGAAGAUGGACGAUUUCAGUUGGGGAACGACCAGAUUGGUGGUCGGUGAGAAGGGCAAGAAGAUGGUUAUUCAUGAUGAGGGCAAGUUUGAUCCGAGAUCGAUCCCGCUCAAGAGCUGGAACGAGUACGAGAAUGAGCUAUGGGAUCACGAUUCGAACCACUCUGGCUCUUACCUGCCGCCAAUGAAAGCCGAAUACGACACCCACUCGGUGGCGGCUUCGGGGUACGGUGGCGAGUACGGUCGGCCCGGCUCGGUCAUGACAGCCAACGCACCCGGAAAUGGCUACAAUCCCCGCGGCCUCACACCUAUGGCGAGCUACCAGGACAUUCACGCUCAGGCACAAGCCCAGUCUCGGGCUGCCUCGUUCUACGCGGCCCCGCAAGUCCCGUACGGCGGGAUGGGGAUGGGUGACCCUAUGAGCCCAUUCGCGAGCAACCCAAACCUUCAACAACCGGUCAUGUUUGACAAUCGGUCAAUGUACCAAGCUGCGCCCGGCCCCGGCUCGGCAUACAACUCAUUCUACGGGACCCCCAACCAAGGCCAGAUGCUGCAACAUCGGGACUCGUCCUACUCGCUCAAUCAGCAGGCGCAGGCGCAAGCUCCUCGGCCCGGAAGCCAGCAUAUGCCAAUGUCGAAUCAGCCCUCUUCGCGCCCUGCCACACAGGUGCUGCCAGAGAUGGACUGGGCGCCAUUAGACAUGGGCGAGGCAGGUAUUUCGGACGCACAUCUGGAGUCGUCGAUCAGGCGGAUAUGCGCAGAGGCGGAUCUGGAUAACCUGACAAAGAAGGGAGUGAGGAAGCAGCUCGAGCAGGAGCACGGAGUCAGCUUGGAUCAGCGGAAGGAGACGAUCAAUCGCAUCAUCGAGAAGGUGCUGAACGGUGAGUACCGCCUAAUGAUGAGAUCACGAUAG